AGCGACGGGAUGUGGGCAGAGAUGAUGGCAACGCAGGUGGCUCUGUCGACCCGACCCGGGCAUGGGCUUGAUGUUCAUCGCAAGCACAGUCAGUUGGUCAGACGUUGCAGCGCUGGCCAAAACCAAGAGCGAAACCCAAGGCCGAUGCCUCAGACUGGUACCAAGCACUAACCAUCGCGAUGAACAAUGUCCCAUAUAUCUGCCAGGCGCACGAGUUCCACGGACUCACGGACGAUCAGCGCGAGGUCAUCCUCAAGGUCGUUGCCAAAAACAAGCAGAUCCGAGAGAGGCUCGAGGGCGGCAGCGACCCAGACACAUACAACCCGUUCGGCUACGACGAAGAAGAGGAGACCGAGUUCAAGGUCACCCUCCACAACACCAAGGGCAGACUGAGCGAGACCUCCACCUUUAUCGGAGGUGCCUCCAAAGGCGACCCCCAGGCGUCUGCAGGAUCGGGUGCUUCCGGCCUGGCGGCCCUGAACGAUGGGCACAAGAAACAGCCAAAGGUGGUCGGAGGCACAAGCGGCAUCCUCAUGGCCCUCAAUAUGAGGGAUCCGAGCAUGUCCAAGUCCCUCGGUUCAAGAACGGGUCGAGGCUACCCGCAGUAUUAUACCACCGGCGCACGCUCAGAGUCAAUCCCCGAUAUGGACCCGGCCAUCAAGUACAGCCGUUUCGUGGACCGCCACAAGUCCAAGUCGGCUCGACACAUCAGCAAAUCCAAUAGCCAGGAGGAAAACAAAUCUCUGAACGAGAUGAAGAAAGUCACGGAGGACCUGGCGGCAUGGGUCUCAAAGACCAUCAACACGCCCGUCAACCUGUACCCGUCGCUCCGACAGCCGAGCUUUGUCGAGCCCCAGAUCAACAGCGAGGAGAUCAGCACGAGCGACUUUGACAUUCUGUUGAACGCAUGCAAGCCCUCGAUCCUGGAGACAAAGCCGCCGGUUCGACUGAACGUGGUCCACGAAGCCAACCCGCCAGACAGCCUAUUGCUGAGCCUCCGGGAGAACCUGGGUCUGAAGAUCGCACAGGCCAAGAAGAAAUACAACAAAGCCACCAAGAUCAUUCUGGACAGCACACCCGAAGCAAUCGAACGCAGUACCCCAAGCGUUCGGCAGCGCAGGCUGAAUUACGGCUCAUGGUAUCUACAGCCAAACCAGUGGAGCAAGUUUGCAAAAAUGGAAGCGGCCAAGAAGGAGUCCGAAAACGCCCCCAAGCAGCGAGCCUUCCGAGGCAUUGUGCAGGAAAAGCUCGACGAAAUCACUCGCCACCGAGCCCAGGAGGAGCAGAUGCUCAACCAACUCUUCCAGCAAAUGCAGCAGCAGCAACAGCGACAGCAGUCACAGGCUAUGCCAACUGUGUCGACGAGCUCUAGCGGCUCGGUGGGCCUUGGCAGCACCGAAGAGGUGCAGACGCCGGCGUCGGUGCUGUCUUCGCGACGCAGAUCCAUCCAGCCAAUGUCCGCCGAGACUGAGUUUCCAAACGACCCGGCUUGGGCGGCGAAGCGUGGGUCGGCGCUGCCGGCGAUCGGUGGACGGCGGAAAUCGGUUGUUCUCAUCUCGGACAUGGCCGAGGACGGCCAGGUUGCGGGCGAUGCAGCUGGGUCUCGGGGCGGGCGACAAAAGCAGCGCAAGCCGACGAUGCCGCUCUCGCAGCUGGCUCUCACCGAGGACGAGUGAUGUGGUUGAUGCGGUUGAUGCGGCUACAUGAUCUUGGCAGGCGGGCAGUGGCCGAACAAUGAUACCAAUGUCGAGGGCGAGUCUCCUCUGCCCAAAUGCGAAUGCGAGCACCGGCCUGUCCCAGCCGACGAGGGAGGGGGUUGCACGUCUGUCCCCUGGCGAAUCGCAAGUUC
Molecule: messenger RNA, 1849 nt
Organism: Polychytrium aggregatum
Lineage: Eukaryota; Fungi; Chytridiomycota; Chytridiomycetes; Polychytriales
Exons: 7
Coding region: 180-1676 (498 amino acids)
Source: RefSeq, a predicted model, not a curated record